GAGAGAAACAGCUAUUUCGACUCAAAAGUACUAAGCAGACAACAUGCAGAGAUUUGGGAGGACAGUGGAAAGAUAUACAUCAAAGAUGUGAAAAGUUCUAAUGGCACUUUCAUCAAUGGAGAGCGACUCAGCCCAGAAGGAGUCGAGUCUGAGCCAUUUGAGCUCAAAAAUGAUGAUAUCGUGGAAUUCGGUAUUGACAUCAGUGGUGAAGACAACAAGACCACAAUCCACCACAAAGUUGCUGCACGCAUCAUGUGCGUAUUCACAGAUGAAGAUGUGCACCUCGCUGCCCGCAUAGAGGUCAUCCCAUCAUCCACCUCUCUUCCCCCCAAUAUCCCCUCUGUCCUUCCUCCCGCCACUUCAUCAUCUGGAAGUUGUUACAAUAACAUUUAG
Messenger RNA from Suillus plorans, 393 nucleotides. Its product is annotated as SMAD/FHA domain-containing protein. Gene Ontology annotation, molecular function: protein binding. The transcript has 3 exons. The record is from RefSeq and is a predicted model, not a curated record. The annotation marks the transcript as partial. Lineage: Eukaryota; Fungi; Basidiomycota; Agaricomycetes; Boletales; Suillaceae. Gene Ontology annotation, cellular component: cytoplasm.